AUGUCAUUCCGAGGAGACGGCGGUCGCCGGUAUGGCCAUGUGCCCCCGAUACAGUAUCCAGUCCCCGGGCAGGAGCAGCAUGCCUACCCUGCGAGGGCAAAUAGCUUCAACGCCGGCGACGAUGCUCCCCUCAUCGACCCCGACCGCCAGGGAGACGCCGACCCGACCAGGCAAGCCGAACUGUUCAUGUCCAGUCCAACAGGAUCGUCCGGCCAUCAACGGUACCAGAGCCAGGCCCCUCCGACCCCGUCGACAUACAACCCACAAGACUUUGGAAGAUCGCAAUCAACUCUGCCUUACCACCCCGCUUCAAGGUAUGCUUCACCCACCGCGCCCGCCGCGACGAGCUACACUCCCCAGCCCACGAGCUACACACCUCCCACCUACGAUCCCUCGGCCUACGCAAGUGUCUCUUCACCCCAGCGGCAGCCGCCCUAUCAAGGCUACACCUCAUUUGCCCACAACUACACCAAUUCCACAGUGUCCCAACCUCAAGCCGCCCCGUACGGCCAGCCGGUCAACCCUCCCUACAGCCCUACCUACAAUCACGGGAGCACAUCUCCACAAGUACUUCAGUCACCAGGUAGUAAUCCGCAGUACGGGAGCAGCCUACCCAGUCCUGGCCAAUACUCAACCCAUUCAACGCCGUCUAUCGCCUCAACAGGGUUCCACUCGACCUGGGCGGGCAACUACCCAUCUAACGGCACCACAUCCCCCCAAGGCUCCUACACAGCACAGGCACCGUACCCGAACUACAUCCAAAUGCCGGUCGGCCCGAAUUACUCUGCAGCAGAUCCCAAUGCUUUCAUCAGCGACAACAGGUCUCGCUCCAACUCGCAGAUGUCUGCGCUUCCGUCGCCGCCUCCACAUACUCAACCCGGAGGUGUCACGAGACAUCCAACGAAUGCGCCCCUUCCGAGCCGACCCGUGGAGUACGCCCCUGAGGAUGAUGAAUGGAACCCUAUCGACGACUACAUGACGCAAGAUAGUCUUAUGCAGGACAUCGAGGCUGAGUUGGGAGGGAAUGCCAACACGCAACGGCCCAGACCGAUCAAUGGCAACAACUUGUCCGAUGAUGAUCUAGACCGGCUCAGGAGGUAUGAUUCGCGCGCGUCAACCGUGCAAGGGCCCGGUGGCAGUGGUGGAGUCAGGCGGUAUGAUUCGAACGCAUCAACGCUGAACCAUGACAACGCGACGGCUACCUAUGAUUGGGAGGACGACGAGAGUGACCAGGAGGGCGCGGCUGGUCUUGCGCAGAUGGAGAAGGACCUGGAGGAAGAGCGACGAUUUAGCGGCAACACACCUCUCUCAACAACAUCAUCCGCUCUGCCAAUCAUGGGCCAGUCAUUGCCGACACCUGCCGAGGAGCAGGUCAGCGGCAGCGAUGUUGAAUAUGCCGCCGGGAUGGACAUCGGGCUCUUCAGCGGUGGCUAUGCCGGUAACUUGACUUAUGGGAAUGAUGUGACGCCUCCUCCGAUGAGGACAACGUCGCUGCAGAACCGGGAGCGGCCCUUACCACCACCGCCAGUCGACCAAGAUCCACCAUAUCCGGACGACGACAGCGAUGCAGACUACGGUGCGGCCAUGGAUUAUGGUGGUACUGGUGGUUUGCAAGCUCCAACGACCCAGCGGCUCAGCUUUGACGAAGGAGACGAGCGUGUGUCCCUGCACUCCAGGGCAAGCGCUAGUGAAUCGCCCGUCAAGGAGGAUCUUCCGGACCUUUUCUUUCAUCCUGGGCUCUCAAAUCGGCCAUUACCUGCAUUGCCACCCGGGUCCGACACGAGUUCGUUGCUAUCAGUGCAGUCGCCCAAUCGUGCACCGUACCAGCAUGGCUAUUCACUCAGUGCUGACUCGAGAGCGGCUGGCCCCGAUGGCCAACUCACAACGCAACAGCAGGUCGAGAGGUCGAUAUCGCUGUCCAGCCACAGCAAUACGCCGCAUGUCCAAGUGCCUGGACGGUCAAGAACUGACGCAGCAGAAGAGAGGAAGAAGGCACUCAGGGCCCAACAGCAACAACAACUUGGGUUGCACCCCGGAACUCUUCACGAGGGCUACGAGUCCGGCACACCAUCCUCCGUUGCUUACGAUUUAAUCACCCUCCCAACCGGACGGAAGAAGAGAUUUAUACCAGAGAAAUUGUCCUCGUCAGACAUUCGACGUUGCGUCGAGCCUUGGGCGCUGAGCAGCAUCGCCGCUUGGCUUCGUGAGAUGGCUGAGGGCGAGCCUGACCUGAAGCGAAAGUCCAUCGAAGACGGCCUGGUGAAGCUCUUCACGACAAAGGUGCCGACUAUGAAUGUCGCCGAUGCAGAAACACUGAGCACUAUGGUCACGGAUCGUCUGUACGAUGCUGGCAUCCUCAUCGAGGAGGAAGAAUGGGCCAAGUUUGGCCCUGGAUCUUUGUCCGGCGUUCUAUGGCAGUUAACGGGCUCCGGAUGCUAUGCGUCGAAGCUUCAUGAAAUCGAGAUCUCCGGCAGAUGUUAUUCUCACCACUGCACGAGGACACUCAAGAAGGCCAGUCUCGACGACCUCAUGACGGAGGAGUCAACGACGCAUGCCGAUUGGGCCACUUACUACAAACUUGACAAGAGUAUGGUCGAGGAUAAGGGGCCGAAGGAGAUUGAACGGCAAAACAUCCUCCACGAGGUUGUUACCGGCGAAGAGGAUUAUAUGAGUCAACUAGACGUCAUCCGUCUUCUCUACAAAGAUCAGCUACGUGCAUGGCAGCCGCCUAUCAUCCCUCCUGCAAAGAUCAACGGUUUCGUGGAAAAGGUUUUUGGGAAGUUCGACGCGAUUCAACAAGUCAACAAGGAAUACUUGCUCGCCCAGUUGAAGUACCGUCAAAAUGAGCAAGGGCCCUGGAUCGUCGGUUACUCUGACAUUUUCCGAGAGUGGAUUCGCAAAGCAGAGCAGCCUUACCUGGAGUUCUCCACGGCCUACCCUCUAGCCCAGCUAGCGGUGCGUAAGGAGGCCUCACGCAACGUGCUGUUCGCCCAGUUCCUAGAGCAUGUGCGCGGCCACAAGCGAUCGAAUCGUCUGGGUUGGGAUACCUUCCUGAAGUCGCCUAUCACGCGUCUGCAGAGGUAUAGUCUUCUCUUAGCGACUUGCUUGAGGAAAAUGGUACAAGACAGCGAAGAGAAGACGAAUUUGAUCAAGGCAAUCGAGGAGAUCAAAGCAGUCACUAUGAAGUGUGACGAAGCAGUUGCCCGCAGCAAGGGCAAAGUUGAUCUCCAUACUCUCCAAACAGCCUUGAUUCUGCGGCCCGGGUUCCAGUCGGUCCUUAAUCUGGAUCACCUUGGCAGACAGCUAAUACACAGAGGCGACCUGACGAGGAUGGGAUCCAAAGGCGUGCGAUGGGUCGACACACAUGCUCUGCUUUUCGACCACUAUUUCAUCCUGGCGAAGGAGUACCCCUCCAAGGAUGGUCGAGACAAGAAAUAUGACGUGUCGAAAGAGCCAAUUCCUAUGCCUUUGCUUUUCCUCGAGAGUAAGGACGAUGCGGCCAUAUCGAAGCAAAAGGGCAUCACGGCUCCUUUGGCACGCAAUGCGGCCGUCGCCAACGGCCCUGGGGCAGCUGUCAACAAGACUCUCACCGGUGUCUCGGAUCGUCCUGUGCUGGAACACAGCCAAUCAGGGUCCUCGAUGAGCUCUAUCUCUCGCAUUAACACUGCGAGUUCUGAUCCGGACAACAUUCUGUGGCCUUUCAGGGUGAAGCACCUUGGUCAUGAGGUGUACACUCUGUUUGCGAAGUCUGAAAACGAGCGGACGGCUUGGUGUACGAAGAUUAUCGAGGCUAAAGAGCAGCAUGCACGGGCUUUGCAUGCACAGAAUGCUGAACCGUUCCGUCUGCGUGUCCUGGCUGACGGCGCCUUUGCUUACGACUCAUUCUCUAUAGCGGGCAAGGCACCAGGUGUUGCUAUUCAGGGCACUCCCCUGGAUCGGGCCAUCCGCGAGAUCGAGCAAGUUUAUGGCACUGGCCGGCCGCCACCUGUCUGCAGGGCUUCGGUGAACUGCGCCACGACAUUCACAGCAUUUGGCAAGUCCUUGAUCGCGAUAGGGACGGACUAUGGCGUAUUUAUCUCCGAGGCAUCCAAUCCGCGUGGAUGGACGAGGUCUGUCCAAAUCAGUAGGGUGACACAGAUCGCAGUCCUCGAGGAGUUCUCCGUUUGUCUAGUCACAGCAGAUAGGUCCCUGAUCGCAUACCCUCUGGAGGUCAUCGCACCGACAUCCAACUUCCCCGCCUCUGGUAACGAUAGUGCCCGCAAGGCACCGCAACGCCUAGCCAAAGACGUGACCUUCUUCGCAACGGCGCGCAUGAAGGAGCGCACGCUCGUCUUCUACAAGCGCAAAGAAGGCAUGCACACGACUUUCAAGGUCCUCGAACCUGUGUUCCAGCGAUCCUCGGAAAAGCGGCCACGGAUCUUCGGCGGACGGCGCGGCGGAGCCGGUUCCACGGAGACGUUCCGCGACUUUGACGAGUUCUACCUCCCAACAGAAUGCUACUCGCUCAAUCUGUUUCAGUCGUACAUUGCAGUGGCAACGGCCAAGGGAUUCGAGAUGUUGACUCUGGACAAGAAGCAGACCAUGUCUGUGCCUAGUGGGCUCAACAUGCCGGCCAUUGCUAACAUCGCCAACCGUAUCCGUGACCAGCGCCCGCUGGGCAUGUUCAAGCUAAAUGACCAGGAGUUCCUGCUCGCAUACGAAGACUGUGCCGUGUAUGUCGACAAACACGGUGAGAUCUCUAGGACGUUGAUCAUGGAGUACUCGGGCAAGCAGAAGAAGGCUAGGGGCGCGACCAUGUUCGGGCAGUACCUGCUCCUCUUCAACGAGGACUACGUGGAGGUGCGCAACGCUGAGAACGGACGGCUGAGGCAGAUCGUGGCCGGGCGCGACGUCCGCGUCCUAGACCAAGGCUGCCGCGGCCCCACCGGGCUUGGUGGCGUCGGCGCGGGCGCUGUGACGGCCGGCUCGGCCGACUCCAAAGGCACGGUCAAGAUCGCCAUGAGCCACCCCGAAUCGAAGCCGGGCUCGACAGGCGUGCAAAUCGUGCUGGAGCUGUUACUCAACGAUGGGCACGACAAGGCUACCUAG
Molecule: messenger RNA, 5088 nt
Organism: Diaporthe citri
Lineage: Eukaryota; Fungi; Ascomycota; Sordariomycetes; Diaporthales; Diaporthaceae
Exons: 3
Coding region: 1-5088 (1695 amino acids)
Molecular function (GO): guanyl-nucleotide exchange factor activity
Source: RefSeq, a predicted model, not a curated record